Molecule: messenger RNA, 1675 nt
Organism: Pocillopora verrucosa
Lineage: Eukaryota; Metazoa; Cnidaria; Anthozoa; Scleractinia; Pocilloporidae
Product: histamine H2 receptor-like
Biological process (GO): G protein-coupled receptor signaling pathway
Cellular component (GO): plasma membrane
Molecular function (GO): G protein-coupled receptor activity
Source: RefSeq, a predicted model, not a curated record
AAUUCGAGCUUCGUAUCUUCCAUUCAAUCCCAUCGUCUGAUUGUAAUUUAGUUUUAGUAGCGCUGAAAAUUUGAUUGAGCUUCAUGUCUCUGUUCGGUGAAUAUCCGUGCACUAAUCAAUCAGUUGCUCCAAUCUACAUCUCGUUUACUACGGCCACGAUAUGUGUUCCGCUGUGUCUAUUUACCAUCGCCGGAAAUUUACUCGUCGUGUUAGCAAUCUUCAUCGAUCCAAACAAAGAUCUCAAAUCACCUUUUAACUACUUUGUGGCCAACCUUGCCAUUAGCGAUCUUUUGGUGGGAUUCGUCGUCGACCCGACUGCGGUGGUGUACCAUGUAAUGGAAGGAGUUGAGAGGAAACUGCCACCUUUACCCUACAUUCACAUACCGUACUUCAUUUCGUGUACAGCUUCUGUUCUCAGUUUGGCAGCUUUAACACUGGAUCGAUAUUUGGCGAUAGCUUCUCCGCUAUUCUACAGAACACAGCUGAAUCCUAAGCGAGCAGGUUUUGUGGCGGCUAGCAUCUGGUUAUUUUCACUAAGUUUUCCUUUCAUAUACCUUGUCACGGGCUACCUCACAUAUUCAUUCGUCUUCCUCCACACAGUCGUAAUUGGCACUCUCUUAGUCAUCAUUCUUACUUAUUACAAGAUUCUCCGUGUAUUAAAAAAUCAAAUGGAACAAUGGAAUUCUUCGGAUCAGACGAACGCGAACAAUCAGGCGAAGAGACAGGCAGCAAGAUGGGAACAGAAAGUAACCGAAACUUUUAUUAUCAUAUUGGCUCUCUUCUUAGCAUGCUAUCUGCCUUCCUGUAUUUGCAUUUACAUUAUUAACUUAUGCAAAGUUUGCAGUUGCACACUUAUUCACUGGGCAAGAGAUAUUCCUCUCCUACUGAUCUUAGUCAAUUCAGGAGUGAACCCGUUUGUGUAUGCCUGGCGAUUUGAAAAUUUCAGGAAAGCGUUCGUAGGACUUUUGAGGGACAGAAAGCGUUCUCGACGAGAAAGCCAAAUAACUUUAGCAUUCGACAACAUGACGAUGGAUAAUUGACAUAGAGCAGUAACUGGUAAAAUGCUUCAAAGGGAUGGGACACGAAGUUAACUUUGCCUGUUAUCAUUAUGUUGGCUUUCAUCGUACUGUAUCCUCAAUUGUGCCCUUGUAUAAUAGGUCAGAGAUCGUCUUCUUAUUUUGGUCCUCGCUAUUUCUGCAGUGAAUCCGUUUGUCUGUGCUAAGGUCUGAAAUAGCAUUUUAGAAUUUUCUGACGAAGAGAAAGUGCAAUGUUUAUUUUGGGGGAAGAACAUGGGAAUUUGAAAUUUUUGAAGGGAAUACCGCAAGUUAUUACGAGUAGUAAAUUGUAAACAUUUCGCGGAAUACCACGAAAUUCAAACAGUGUAACAUGGGGGUAUGCUUUCAGCUUUUUGUUCAUGAAUUUACAUAUUUUAACUAAUUAAACAAUGUCUGUAGCUGAAGUAACAAUUAUUAGACAGAUGUGUUCCACUACAAUCAGUCUGAGAUAAAGAAGGAGUGAUCUUGUUUGCUUAUACUUUGUGACGAACAAUUUUAGGAAACCAGCGUUAGAAAGGGAACGGUUAGCUAACAACGGUCAAAAUCUUAAAAUUUGUUGCAAGAGUCAAAACAACGAUUUCCCUUCCUUGUAAAAACAAAAUAUUUUCUUGACAACUUAC